AUGAAGGUUGCUCUAGUUGAUGGAAUUGUGAUGGGUGGAGGAGCUGGGCUAUCAAUGCAAGCGACGUUUUGCGUCGUCACCGAAAACACGGUAUUUGCUAUGCCGGAAGCAUCAAUAGGUUUAUUUCCAGAUGUCGGCGCAUCAAAGUUCCUCUCUAAGCUUCCUGGUGCUUUUGGAGAAUAUUUGGCGCUUACUGGUGCACGGCUGAAUGGUGGCGAAAUGCUAGCUUGUGGUCUCGCAUCUCAUUUUGUGCUCUCCAAGGAGCUUCCAUUACUGGAAAAAGCUAUGUGCGAGGAGGCACCUUUAAGCAAAUCAACCGUCUUGGAUUUAUUAAACAAAUUUGCGCAUAACCCAAAUAUGAAUGAAAAUAGCAUUUUCAGGAGAUUGGAGAUCAUCAACAGAUGCUUCUCGAGACCCACCGUCGAAGAGAUAUUCUCGUCACUGGAAAAUGAGAUUGAAAAUAAUGGAGCAGAGAAAUGGAUCGAAGAUGCCAUGAGGUCCAUGAGAUCAGCCUCCCCAACAAGCCUCAAGAUAACUUUGAAAUCGAUUAGAAAGGGACGGACGCAAGACCUCGAGCAAUGCCUUACUCACGAAUACACUGUCUUCUGCAACAUGUUGCGAGGAUCCAUAAACAGAGAUUUCUUUGAGGGUUCAAGAGCGAUCCUAUUUGACAAGGACAAAAAGGCCAAGUGGGACCCACCGAAGCUGGAACUGGUAGCUGAUGGGAUGGUGGACAAGUUCUUCACGAGCCUUGAUGGGGUCGACCCGGAUUGGGUCAACCUACGGCUCCCGAUCCGGUUGGGCCAGACCCGGUCGCGUGCGAGGCUCUGA
This is a messenger RNA of Eucalyptus grandis, 831 nucleotides long. RefSeq names its product probable 3-hydroxyisobutyryl-CoA hydrolase 2. The transcript is spliced from 9 exons. The record is from RefSeq and is a predicted model, not a curated record. Gene Ontology annotation, molecular function: 3-hydroxyisobutyryl-CoA hydrolase activity. Bases 1 to 831 code for a protein of 276 amino acids. Gene Ontology annotation, biological process: L-valine catabolic process. Lineage: Eukaryota; Viridiplantae; Streptophyta; Magnoliopsida; Myrtales; Myrtaceae.